AUGAAUGAGGAUUUGUUCAAAGCUAUUGAAAAACGUCUGUCUAACAAAAAACCUGAGCUAUUUUUCCACAGCUUAUCACUACUUUUAAUCUUUUAUGAUGACCAAAAUUUAGUUGAUUUAGCACCAUUCGAUUUUAUUUCAUUGUUAUUUGAAAAUUUAUCAUUGGAAAGUUCUGAUUGGGAUUACUAUAUCAUAUCUGAUUUACUAAAAGAUAUUUUUAAAUAUAUUCCUGAAAAGUAUUUAAGGUUUAUUCAAUUAGCUUUAACUUCCUUACUGAAUAGUUGGUUUAAAAAAUUUUUUUAUCAUGAUGUGAAAGCUCAUGUUUGGUGUUAUGCAUUGUUAGUUCUACAUGUCAUCUCUGAUGAGUGGAAUAAAGUCAAAAAUGACCCAGUGUGUUUAGAUGCCUACAACUGUGGUCUACCAAAUUUUAUGAAUAAUCGUGAUCACCAAGCCUUUAAAUUAACCUUGAACAAUUUUCAAAAAAUCAAGGGAAGUUUACAGAAAGAUGAUUUACUUCAGAGAAGUAUUGUUUAUCUUAUGGAGUUCAAACAUUUUGUUGAUGCAUUAAAAAUUGGGGUUUUUAAUGAAUGUCUUCUGACUAAUGCAAUGACUUAUCAUUUGAAAUCAAUUAAAUGUUUAAAUUAUAUGAUUAACCAUUGUAAAAAUUUUUUACAUGAAUUGCUAAAUUUGAAUUUUGUUGAAAGAAAUUGCAACAGAGCACAUUUGGUUGAGGCACUCAUUAAUAUGUUACUUGUGAUUUUAAACAUGAUAGAUAUUAAUGAUGACAGUUGCAGCCUGUUUUUUAUAAUGUUUUAUUGUAUUAAUACGUUUUACAAAAUGAUUGAUCUCUCAAAUAAAGAUUUGACCCAACUUAAUGAAAGCAUUAAAAACCAUAUACCACAUGUUAUAAAAAGGCUUCAAAUUAUGUUUGGUGAAUACCACACCUCAUGGAGUACAGUCCCCAAUUUGAAAUCACAGCUGAAGGUAAUUGAAAUGCUUGCGGAUUUAGAAAUUACAAAUGGAGACGAAUUCAAAGUACUUGCAUGUGAUAUUUUGAAAAAUAAAAUUAAAAGUGCAGAAAAUAGUAUUUUAUUAGAAGCUUAUUGUCAAUUGGAUAUUUUAUCAUACAAAAAGUUAAUCCAAGAACCUUUUACAGAAUCAUUUUAUUUUGUCAUCGAAAAAAUGUCACAGAAAAAAUAUGACUGGUUUUAUAGAUUAUCUCCAAGUUACAAUCCAAUUUUGAUAAAAUUUAUUAGCAAGAAAUGGAAAUGUUUCAGUUCUAUGUAUGAGAAAAUAAAUUUUUGUCUCACAUGGCCACCUUUUAAAGUAUUAUUGGAUCAUCUAGGAAGAAAACCUAUAGAGGAAACUAAACUUUUUAUUGAUGAAGUCAAAUCAGUGUUUUAUUAUGUUUUUGAAGCUAUUAAUAGUGGCGAAAUUACAAUACAAUCUUUAAUUGAUCUAAUAAACAAUCAAGAACUUUUAUUUGGUGUUUUGUUAGUCUUAAAUGUGGAUUUUCUUAAUGAUUUUAAAGCAAGAUUUAAUUUACGAAAGAAGCAAAUAAAUUCUUUAAAUUUUGUUAAGAAGGUAGUUGACUACAUUGUUGAACUUAAUAAAGUAUUACUUUCAAGCACUGUUAUAACAGAAGUAUUAAAGGAGUAUUUCUUAAAUUAUUCAACUCUAAGUUUUAAAGAAAUAUUUGUGGAUAGUUCUUCGGAUGAAAUUUCUGAGACAAUUGAUUUUUCAAUUAAUGAUGAGUCUGGAUGUCAUAUUUUAUCAAAUGAAGAGCUAGGGUUUAUUACUAAAUUGUGCAUGUACUUCAAAAUUUCAUUGAGCUGGUUUAAAGAUGCUUCUCACAUGAGAGAUUGUAAAAUAAUAAAUAGUUUUUUGUUUAAAAAAGAAGUUCAGUUAACAACAAAUUACUUUCAAGAAAAAAUCCAUUAUUCGGAAUUAUUUGAAAAGAUUAUUUUACCAACAGUUGAAAAUUUGAAAACUUUGUUUGAAAGCAUAGUUUCUUGUAAAAUAUGUUUAUCUGAUUUAAUUUCAACAUUUUCUGGAUACAAUAAACCUGUCUUCAAAACAGAAUUUACUUUGUUAAGAAACUUCCUUAAGUUAAACAUUGAUAUAGCAGAUAUAGAAAAUUGUGUUCAAAAAAUUAAUAGUGUGUUUUUAAUGAAGAAAUACUCAAGAGUUGCAAGUGCAAUACAAGACGUGAGAAAAGGUCUAAAGUUGUGUGGGGAUUUUACCUCUAUUGAAAACAUGAUGAAACCCAUAGAAGAAAUUGAAAGCUUGCAAUAUAUUGACAGUAAUAUAAAAAAUUUGGCUUGUGUCUUUGAAACUUUUUCAUCCAACAUUUUAGAAAUAUUUGGUGUUAUUUCAUCAUGUUUAAAACUUUUUUUAUGGUUAAAAGAAAAUCUAAAAGAUCCAAAGGAAGUCAAAGUUUUUGUUGAAAUCAUGUCAAUAGCUGCAGGUGAAACUGAUUAUGAUGUUGAUCGAGUAAAAUGUUUUGAAGCUUGCUGUCUUGCUUUUAGCCACAUUAUAUUUGACCUUAACAAAAAUUCUAGUUUUAAAGACCUGUUGCAGGCCUGCAAACUAACUGAAAAAAAGAUGUCAAGUGAUUCUGAUAUUAUUACAAAACUGAUUGAUACAAACCGCAAUCUGGAGUGGUUAAAAACUGCAAAAGAAUCACAAGGAUCAGUUGCUACAAAGUCUAUAAUGGAAGCUCAAGUAGCCAAUCGUAGAGGAUAUUUCAUUAUUGGAAAUCAAAAAAAUGAUAAUAGUGACUUUUUAGAAUUCGAUUUAGCAGAUGUUAUAAAAUUUAUAAUAAAAACUGAUGAUCUGAAAAAACCUGACAAAGAGUACACUUUAGAAGAAAUAAAUGACUUACAAAGUCGAUUGAUGUUGCUUGGAGCAAAUAUUGGUGACAAAUCAAUUCAAGACAUGAAGAAAGAAAGAAAUUAUUUUGUUGGGGUUGUUGAAAUAGUUACAAGAUUGGGAUUAGCCUAUAUGUCUCUUUGUGAAGCUGGUGAUAUUAACUUUUUAAAAUGGAGAAUGACAUUUAAUUGUGACGUUGAGUUGGAGCCAGAAAAUUCUAUGAAGGAUUUAGAAUCAGAAUCUGAAAAAUUAGAGAAUCGAUUUACUGACUGGAAAGAAAAGUUAACAAGUUUUCGUCAAUCAAAUGCUAUCAUAAACUAUUUUUCAGUUAAACAAUGUCUCUUUAUGCAAAAACAAUUAUUUAUGCUGAAUGAGAAUCUUCAAAAUGUUGAUAAGUUAUCUACUCAGUUUUACACACUUCUUUAUUUUUUUGAUCAUAAUGUGUGUUUAAAUAAAAUUAAACACACUUUUAAUUUGUCUCGCACCUUAUCUAUUAAAGAUGAAUCUGAACAAUGGAAAAAAGGCCAUAUUCAAUCAAAUUUUGAUAAAUACACACCUGACAAAAUUCUAAAGUUUGUCAAUAAACUUCAGAAAAAUUACGAUAUAAAUGAAAAUGUUGCAUGGGCAUCUAUUAUAAAGAUUUUUCCAUACCUUGAAGGAAAAGCUGUACCUUGGUGUGAAAAACAGGAUUCAGAAUCUGAAGAAAUUGAUAAGUUAGAGCAGGAAGCAAAACUUCAGUUUCAGCGUUUAAAGUCAUCUAAUAGUUUAAAUGAAAAAGAUAAAGAUGAAAAAAAACCAUAUUUGACAAUUGAUGAACUUGGCAGAUUUUUAAAUCAUUAUAAAGACACAACAAGUUUUAAGGUUACAAGAAGGAUUAUUCCUCCAUUUAUAAAUAAAGAUAAACCAAGCUUAAUAGUAUUACCUCAUGAUGAUAUUAUGUAUGCAGUUCUUGAGAUUUACCUUUAUCAAAAUGAGUUCUUGCCCACCUCAGAGGAAGUUCUUCUUUGUGAUGAUUCUGUUUCAAUUGAAGAGAUAGAACUGUUAAUAAUGCGAGCUGUAGACAACAAGUAUGGCUUAUAUUGUUUGGUGAUAAAUGAAAACCUGAAAUAUGAAACAUGUGAAGAAGUGUAUUCUUUCUUGCAAAAGACAAUUAAAUUAGGUGAGAUGAGUCCACUUGUAGUAUUUUGUAGCAGUGAAAACAACCACAAUUCAUACCUUGUAACGGCUCUUGACCAUUUUAAUAUAAAAAUGUCAAGUUUUCUUAGUAGAGAUCAAAUCUGUAAGAAACUUACACAAUGUCUUCGAAACAAACUUUCUGAUGAAAAGGCUGGAAUCAAUUUUAAAGAAUUAGUGUACAAAUCACUUGUUGUGAAAUCAAGGAAAAGUGGAAUGGGAAAAUCUUUUUUUGUAGAAAAAUGUGGUUCACGACUUUCUUCUCAUUUGGAUGUUAAUUACCAAACAAAUAUGAACAAUAGCCAAAACAAGAACUGCAUUGUUGUAGUACCUGUGCAUGGUACAGUGAUUAAUACUAAUGUGAUAGUUGAACGAUUACUUCAAUUUGAGGAAAAGCCUAGUGCUUUUUUCCCUAGAAUAUAUCAUUUUGAUAUUUCACCAAUGGUUAGGGAAGGACUGGAUUCGUUUUUGUUUAACUUAGUUGUUCUGGGAUCAUUAAAAACCAGUACAGGAAAACUGUGGAGAAUGAAUAACAAUGAUACAUGCAUCAUUGAAUUAACCAUAAAUAAUUAUGAUGACCACUCUAAUAAUGUUUCCAUUAGAAAUCAGUUCUUCAGUGUAGUUGUUAACAUGUUACCAUCAAUUACAUGCAUUUCACCAAAUGAAGUUUUAUGUGUUCUUGAAGGUCAAGAGAUUCUUACAAUGAUUUGGUAUGACAGCGAAGAGUAUAAAAAAUCCACAAUACAGCGUGUUUGUCAGUACCUAAACUUGUAUGAUACAAAUACAUCACUUUUGAAUGCAUUCACAUACAAUCCAACUUAUCCUGCUAUAAAUCAUGAAAACACCUUGAAGAUAUUACUAAAAUAUUGUGGCAUACAAGACCCUUGUUGGAGUGAAGUGAGAAAUUUUAUUCACUUUUUUAAUACACAACUUAUUGACUGUGAGCAAUGUGCAUUUACAAGCAUUCAUGUUGCUGAUGAUUUAAGAGGAUUUAAAACUUUUGUUGUUAAUUUCCUGUUAGAAAUGGCACAGGACUUUUCAACUCGCUCAAUAUCAUUGGAUGGUUGUUAUAGCUCUAAUGAGUUAAUGAUUCAGCUUAAAAGAAAAUGGGAACACAGUUCUCAUCCUUACUUAUUUUUCAACCAAGACCAUGCCACAAUGACAUUCUUUGGAUUUAACAUUGAUUCAAAUGGUAACUUACUUGAUCCAGAUCGUAAAACCAUAAUAAAACAGGGUGUAAUGACAAAAAAUCUUUAUGAUGAUCUAAAGCGCCAGAUGCGUGGUACUGAAUGGAGAUGUUUGAACACAAAUUACAAACUUUUAUCACGAGAAUCAAAGUUAAAUAUACUCUGUCAGGUGAUUGGUGUAGACAGUUUUGAUCCAGACCCUUCAUAUGAGUUGACUGUUGACAACAUGAAGAAAAUUCUUGCCAUUCAUAUGAGAUUACGCUGUGUUAUUCCAGUUAUAAUGAUGGGAGAAACAGGGUGUGGUAAAACAAAAUUGAUUAAGUUUAUGUGUGCUCUUCGAGCAGGAAACAAAAGAAUUCGAAACAUGUUACUUGUUAAGGUUCAUGGAGGUGUGACUCAUCAAGACAUACUUGAAAGAAUUGAAAAAGCAAAACAAUUAGCAAGAGAAAACUAUAAAAAUCACAAGUUAAAUACAAUUUUAUUUUUUGAUGAAGCAAAUACAUCUGAUGCAAUUGGACUAAUCAAAGAAAUAAUGGUAGAUAAAAGAGCAGAUGGUAAACCGUUAGGAUUAGCUGAAUGUGGACUUGAAAUAAUUGCUGCUUGUAAUCCUUAUAGGAAACAUUCGAAAAAUAUGAUAAAAAGAUUGGAAUCUGCUGGUUUGGGAUAUCAUAUAGAUUCUAAGUCUACUUAUGAAAGAAUCGGUGAUAUUCCCUUGAGACAAUUGGUUUAUCGUGUACAUCCUUUACCAAACAGCCUAAUUCCACUUGUUUGGGAUUUUGGUCAAUUGGAUUCUAAAACAGAGGAAGCUUAUGCAAGACAAAUAGUUUUAAGAUAUGUAAAAGAAGGAAAGCUGCCCAAUGAUAAUCUGUUUUUUGAGUUAAUUGUUUGUUUGCUUAAAGAAUCCCAAGCUUAUAUGAGAACACAAAAGGAUGAGUGCAGUUUUGUAAGUUUAAGAGAUGUGGAAAGGGCAUUAUUAGUAACAAGUUGGUUUUAUGAUAGAAUGGAUUUAUUUACAAAUGCUGACGACAAGAUCACUAUUUUUGACAAAAUGCAAUUGGCAAUAAUCUACUCAUUAAAUGUAUGUUAUAUUGCAAAAUUAGAAGAUCGUGAUUCUUAUCGUAAAUAUAUUUCUAAGUUCUUUACCGGUCAUUUUGAAUUGAGAAAUGGUGCCCAGGAUAUUAAAGACAAAGUUGUUCAACUUCAAAAAAAGUUUUUGAGUGAAAUAAAACUUGAAGAUAACAUUGCUCAUAAUGAAGCUUUAUGUGAAAACGUUUUCAUGAUGGUUAUUUGUAUUGAAUUGCGUAUACCUUUAUUUGUUGUUGGAAAACCUGGAAGUUCAAAGUCUUUAGCAAAAUCCAUCAUUCAAGAUUGCAUGCAAGGAACCAUGUCAAAGUCUCGUCUGUUUAUAAAUUUUAAGCAGAUUUUUAUGUCUUCAUACCAAUGCAGUCCUCUUUCAACAGCAGAAGGAAUAAUAAAUACAUUCAAACAGUGUAGCCGGUAUCAGGAAAAAAAAGAUCUCAAAACUUUUACUUCUGUUGUUGUACUAGAUGAAGUUGGUCUUGCAGAAGAUUCUCCACGUAUGCCUCUUAAAGCAUUGCACCCAUUAUUAGAAGAUGGUACUGAUGGUUCUGAAGAACUGACACUUGAUGGUUCUACUCUUAAAAGCAAAAGAGUGGCAUUUAUUGGCAUUUCAAACUGGUCUCUUGACCCUGCAAAAAUGAAUAGAGGAAUUAUGUUAUAUAGAGGACAGCCUGAUUUUGAUGAGCUAGUUGAAACUGCAAGAAACAUAUGUUCAAAUGAUCAAUAUGUUUUUGGAAGGAUUGAACCUUUAUUCAAACCUUUAACAAUGGGAUACUUGAAUGUUUAUAAAAAUCAAAAUGAUUGUGGUAUAAUAAAAAAAUACAAAAAAGAAGAAUUUUUUGGCUUGAGAGAUUUUUACAGUUUGUUAAAGUUAAUAUUCUGCUUUGCUCGAAAACGCCAAAAUAUUCCUACGCUUUCAGAUAUUGAAAUAGCAGUCAAAAGAAACUUCAGUGGACUUCAAGAACUUGACACAUGGAGUAUCUUUAAAUCGUGCCUUCCACAAGAUUUUACUGUGUCAAACAAUACAGAGGCAGACAUAUCUGCAUUGCAUUUAAUUGCUGGUAGUUUUGCUGAUAAAUGUCUGUGUUAUGAAUAUCGCUUAAAUUCUGAAAGUACAGAUAAAGCACAUUGUUUAAGUUCUCGCUAUCUUCUUUUGAUGACAGAUAAUUAUGCUGCUUUACCAAUAAUUGAGCAGCAUUACUUAAAAUAUAAUCAAAAAAGUACUGUCAUUUUUGGAAGUAGUUUUCCUAAGGACCAACAGUUUACUCAGGUAUAAGUUUUAUUUUAUACUUUU
This is a messenger RNA of Hydra vulgaris (swiftwater hydra), 7605 nucleotides long. NCBI's taxonomy places the organism in Eukaryota, Metazoa, Cnidaria, Hydrozoa, Anthoathecata, Hydridae. The record is from RefSeq and is a predicted model, not a curated record.